UAUCAACCUCUCUCUCUCCACCUCUCUCCUGCUCGAACUGCACACACCGAGCCACCUACCGGCCUGUCGAGCUCUUCAAAAUGGAUACGGCGAAGGAGAAUGGGCAGCCGUCUGCCAGUGGACGUAAUAAACGCAAACGAGAGGCAAAAUCACCCUUGGCCGUCAAAAAGCAAAAACUCUUCGAAUCGCGGCAGCACCUUCCAAUAUGGAGCCGAGCGAAAGAUAUACGAGCUGCUCUCAAGCAGCAUAGUGUGCUUGUGCUUUCCGGAGAGACAGGCUCUGGCAAAUCCACACAAGUGCCACAAUUCUUGCUCGAAUCGCCAUGGUGCACUGGGAAGAUUGCCGUUACUCAGCCUCGUCGAGUUGCCGCCAUCAGUCUAGCUCGCCGAGUCGCUGAGGAAAUGGGUGGGAAGCGCAAAAAGCCGCUCAAAGUCGUCGUGAUGUCUGCGACGGCGGAUGUCGAGGGCAUCUCGCAGUUCUUCUCUGCCCCAACGGCGAGAAUCGAAGAGGACGAAGACCCUUCAGUAACCACACAUGGCGCAAGUGCGGAAAACAAGGAAGAAGAGAAGACAUCGGCGGCUACUGACGCUCCGGAAGGCGAUGCUCAAGAGUUGCCAGUGUCGCAGUGCCAUGUCGAAGGCCGCCAGUACCCGGUGAAAUUACAUUACCUCGACCAACCCACGCACGAUGUCGUUGAUUCUGCAUUACAGCGCAUCUUCCUGAUACAUUGCAAGGAGCCCAUGCCCGGCGAUAUACUGGUUUUCUUGACGGGACAAGAAACCAUACAAAACCUGGCGAAAUUGGUCGAAGAGUUUGCAAAGAACCUCACGACCGACUUUCCGAAGAUGCUGGUCCUCCCAUUAUUUGCAGCAUUGCCGCAGACGGCUCAGCAGAGGAUCUUCGAGCGAGCACCACCGAACACCAGAAAGGUUAUUCUGUCUACCAAUAUCGCCGAAACCUCCGUCACCGUUCCAGGAGUGCGUUUUGUCAUAGACACGGGCAAAGCCAAAAUCAAGCAGUUCCGAAAUCGACUCGGCCUCGAAUCGCUCCUUAUCAAACCCAUCUCGCGCUCCUCCGCCGAUCAACGCAAGGGUCGAGCCGGUCGAGAAGCCGCCGGCCAAUGCUUCCGGCUCUUCACCGAAGAUGGCUACAACUCGCUCGCGAAAGACACCAAACCCGAAAUUCUACGCUGUGAUCUCUCCGAUGCCGUGCUCAAGAUGAAAGCUCGCGGCGUUCGCGACGUCCUCGCCUUCCCCUUUCUCACACCACCCACUCGUGAAGCAAUGGAAAAGUCCCUACUCCAGCUCCUCCAACUCGGCACCCUCCAACCCAGUAAUGGCAAAAUCAACGAUCUCGGCAGGAAAGUCGCUCGUCUCCCUCUUACGCCAUCUCUCGGCCGCAUCAUUCUCGAAGCCGCCAAUCCAUCCCGCGACUGCCUUCUCGAGGUCAUCGACAUCGUCGCCUGUCUCAGCGUGGAGAACAUCUUCCUCCCGACCGAUACGGAAGAAGCCCGCGAGAAAGCCAACGAAGCCCGCUCUCAACUCUUCCGCCGUCAAGGAGACCACCUCACUCUUCUUGCCGCCGUUCAAGGCUACGCAUCCGAGAAUUCCGACCGCAAGCGCUGGGCAUCCAAACACCUCAUCUCUCACCGCGCAAUGCAAAGCGUCAUGGACGUGCGCAAGCAACUCACUGCGCAGUGCAAGUCACAUUUGAAUUCAAAGCCUACAGUGCGGACAUCAGUGGACGAAGAGACGCAAGAGAAUAUCCUCAAGUGUUUUCUGAAAGGUUACAGCUUUAACAUUGCGAGACUGUGCCCGGAUAAGAGCUACAAGACGUUUGUGGGAAAUCAGACGGUCGCGAUUCAUCCUAGCAGUGUGUUGUUCGGAAGGAAGGUCGAGGCCAUCAUGUACAAUGAGUUUGUUUUUACGAACAAGGCGUAUGCGAGAGGCGUGAGUGCGAUUCAGUUGAAGUGGUUGGAUGAUAUUUUUCCUACAUGA
Molecule: messenger RNA, 1997 nt
Organism: Zymoseptoria tritici IPO323
Lineage: Eukaryota; Fungi; Ascomycota; Dothideomycetes; Mycosphaerellales; Mycosphaerellaceae
Exons: 2
Coding region: 81-1997 (638 amino acids)
Cellular component (GO): catalytic step 2 spliceosome; intracellular anatomical structure
Molecular function (GO): RNA binding
Source: RefSeq, a predicted model, not a curated record